AUGUCAUAUACCAAAAAACGUGCAUAUGUACAGUCUACAUCUGCACAGUCUGUAUGCUGCAAGUUCUGCAAUGGAUCUUUCUCUGCUCAUGGCAUCAAGUCACAUGAGGGGAGCUGUUCACGGAAGCAGGACAAGAAACAAUUUGACAAGGAGUUUGCUGACAUUGCGGCUCAGGUGGUCAAGGCCCAAAGGAAAGGAUCUGAAUCGACAACGCCACUUCAAGAAGCAUCAAAAUCAAACGGCCCAAACUGGACCUUUGCAAUCUGCGGAUCAGACUCAGAUACAAGCAUGUUGACGAGCAGGACUGCUGCUGCUGCUGCGGUCCCUAUUGCUUGUGACACCUUUCAAACUGAAUACCACUCAAACAGUGGGCGCGCCCCAUGUAUCAAGACCUUCUCUACCUUUGGACACUCCCUUGAAGCAGAUUCAGAUGCUAGCCCCCUGCCCAUUGUCGAUGACGAACUGUGGCAACCUUUCAUGUGCCGCGCAGAUUUCGAGUUUGCAGAACUCGCACACCAAGCGGCGCUCAAUAAGGACCAAACUAACAAGAUGCUGCAGUUGAUAUGGCAGAUCGUCGAGGGUCACACAAAGUUUACAUUCAGAUCUCACGCUGAAGUGUCCAAAGCCUGGGAUCAAGCUGCUACUCAAAUGACACCUUUUCAGAAGCAUGUCAUCUCUGUCCCAUACAAGAAAGAGGAACUCGAAUUCGAUGUACAUACACGGCCACUAUGGGAUUGGGCUAUGGACUUGUUGGAAGAUCCGUUAUUGGCACCACACUUCAUUUGGGAUGCACAACAUUUAUACAAACAUGAUAGUACUGAUUUCAAACUGUUCAUUCACGAGCCUUGGACUGCAGAUCGCUGGUGGCGAAUUCAAUCAUCGUUGCCGGACAAUGGUGUCCUGUUUGCUCUCAUCCUCUAUGCCGACAAAACCCAUCUCACCUCGUCUGGACAUGUGAAGGCAUACCCGGUAAUAGCUCGUUGUGCAAAUCUUCCCGUUCACAUAAGAAAUGGUGAUGGGAUCGGAGGAGGUCGCGUGGUUGGCUGGCUACCAAUUGUUCCUACAGAUUCGAAUGAGGAUGGCAAGCUCAGCUACACAAAUCUCAAACAUGUCGUUUGGCACAAGGCUUUUAUCAAGUUGUUGGAGUCUAUCAUCCUGUACUCCAAAACAGGUUUUGCGCACAAAUGCUUUGAUGGCAUCAUGCGGUGGAUAUACCCACUAAUUUUACUGUUGUCCGCAGACUAUGAAGAACAAUGCAUGAUGGCACUAGAUGCAAAAGCUUUCUUAGAGUUGUAUUUGAGGGAUUGUGUUGCUGGAGAAGUAGUAUUGAAGGAACACAGUUUGCGUCCUAUUGUGAAUGCAUUCUGGGAAGUCGAGAACUCCAAUCCUCAUGAGACACUCUCAUUCGAUCCCUUACAUGUCAAUGACAUUGGUAACUGGGGCACCCACCUUUUCAAGGAGCUCAAAAUACGCGCGAAGGCUCUUGGUCGUGAGGCUGAGGCAACAAUUGAUGGACAGUUCAAUAUGUUUCCACGAUGGCGUGACUUGAACCAUUUCAAGUCCGUUAUGAAGAUAUCGUUUAGCGACGGCAACAAACUUAGAGAUAUUGCCAAGCAAAUGCUGUAUGCAGCACAAAGUGUAUUGAUGCGCAAUGAAGAUCCUGUUGGCUAUACACUGUUGCAGUGUAUAGCUAGCUACCUGCAACUGACCAUGUACAUAGCGCUUGAUGUGCAUACUGAAGCCACACUUGCUGCUGGAGAGGCAGAGCUCGUAGUAUUUGAAACACGCUUACAUGCAUAUAUUGACAUCCAGGGCGAAGAUUUGACGAAGAACUGGAAUUUUCCCAAGGUGCACGCUCUGACACAUGCUUUCUCUGAUAUUCGUGCGAAAGGAGCAGCACGCAACUUCACAUACUUACAUCAAACAAAUCGUAAGGAUGUUGCCAAUCAGGUCCUGAAGCUUGAUCAUAUCAGCCUGGUUUCUGAAUUGGUCCGCAGUCGGAUUCUCCACUUCGAUGAAGAUCAGCAGAAACGCAUAAUGUCACAGAGAGAACUCGAGGAUGAGGAUACAUUAGAUGAUCAACCAUUUGCGGGUCAUCUCUACAUCGGCACCCCUCAAGUCCCUGUCAGUCUCGCCGCAGUGGAGGAAGGCAACACAUCAAAUCGUGCAUUUCAGGAUUUUCGAAAGAAGUUUGCGAAGUUCCUCAACAAUUUCGUUGUUUCAAACAACAUCCCUUUGGCCGAUGACAAGGAUGGGAACGACAAGAAUACCUUUGUCUGGAUACUGUUCAUGUUCAAGUUCGUGGUCGGCAAUCACACUUUUGAACUUGCAUUAGUCCUACCUAUGGAUGCUCCUACUGGUUCAAGACGCAGCGUGGAUCGUGAUCUGGGGCUAACUCGUCUUCAGGCAUGGCCUCCAGCUUCAUCGGAAUUCAUUUCCCUGCAAUCUAUCAUUCGUGGUGCAUUACUCGUGCCAGAUCCUGACCACAAUGGUGACUUCUUCCUCGUCGAUCUUGUGGACACAGACAUGUUCCUCCGUGCCAAAACUUUGAGGUCCUCCUAG
This is a messenger RNA of Suillus discolor, 2562 nucleotides long. RefSeq lists its product as uncharacterized. Lineage: Eukaryota; Fungi; Basidiomycota; Agaricomycetes; Boletales; Suillaceae. The record is from RefSeq and is a predicted model, not a curated record. The coding region runs from base 1 to 2562 and encodes 853 amino acids. The transcript has 15 exons.